UCUCUCUCAAUACACCCCUCCUGAAUAACUCCGGUCACUGUCUUUUUUAUAAUUCGCUCCUUUCGUGCGUCCAGUGCCCUAUUCCCUGAGUUGAAUAGGCUUCUUGCUAUCCCCUCCUUUGGUUUGAGAUCCGGCUUUUGGCUGAUGACCUGCACUUGGCGGUCUCGGAUAGCUCUGCAAUAUUUUUUUUCUACACAGCACCAUAACAAGUCGAAAUGGACUCAGAUGCGGAUGGAGUGAACGAUUUUUUACAACGGAUCCGUGAAUUGGGCGAUAAACGAGAUCGUGAGGACGAGGAACGCUCCCGGAGGCUCGAGCAAGAGAUUAUAGCUGGGCGAGAAGCGAGGCGAGCUCGGAGAGAUGAACGUGCAAGAUCUCUAUCGCCCCAGAAAGAUUCACCACAGGGCACGCCGACGAGUAUUCAAUCGUUUUUGCUAGAUUCACCUAGAUCGGAGACCACGGGCGAUGUCCGCAUCCCCGGGAAACGUGAGGAUAGUGAAAAUGAUGAAUCAGCAGUGCGGGAACAAGGAGGACGGCCGACUGGUCCACUCUCAUGGCAGCGAAGACCUAAAUCCAACACGGUAUCAUCAUCCUCAUCAUCGCACCGACUACCUUCUGAUCGACAAGCGCAGCAACAUGACAGCAGUGAUGAGGAGAUCGAGAAGCGGCGUUCACAGAUUGCACUGAAUUUAGGCUCCAAGGAUCCAUCAUGGUUCAGACAGACGGCGGACCGAGGCACUACGUCGGGCGCUUUACGGAAGGCGCAGGAAGAAGGAAUGAAUGUUACCGGGAGGAUGCCACUACCGGGAAUGUCUACUAGUUCGACAAUUGGGAGAGAUGUAGGGCUUGGGCCAAUAAAACAAUCCCUUUCCGCUCAGUCUUCGAAUGAGACAUUGAAAUCAGCCAAUUUUCUUUCAUCAGGUUAUCUUGGUCGUAGCGAGUCUAUGCGUUCGACGGAUCGUAUUCCAUCUUCGAUUUCGGCUUCUGGAUUGUCAUCGCAUUCUAGAGAUGUGUCUCUAUCAAGCUCAACCUCGCUACGUUUUGAUCCCCCUGGGAGGGAGUCACUUUCAUCUACUGAUGGGAUUAACCGAUUAAUUGCUAUGAGCCCAAGCCAAGGGCGGAUAUCACCGGAACGUAGAGAGAGAACCCCCAGUCCUACAAAAGGUCUGGGGAGCUUUGUUCAGAGCGCAAUGUUGAAGAGAGAGGGCUCUAUAAAUAAGAGAUGGAGCAAUUCACAACAGCCUGGAGUUUUAUCGAGGAACAAUAGCUCUGCGGGUUCAGGACCCACUGCUAGGCCACCCUUCCCUCGAGCACGCGACUCCACUGCUACCGCUGAUGACCCAAGAGAGUCUUCACUGGCAUUUGACGAUGUUUCUAGGAGUGGAAUAAAGAAGGAGUCAAUAGAAGGGGAAGGCGGUGUGUGUGGCAUUGGUCGUCGAGGCUCUGCAAUCGAGGGGCUAUCGUCAAGCUACCCUUUAACAGGUGACGGCGGUUUAGAUCCACCUUCGAAGCGUUCAAAUGAGGAUACACCCCCCUCUUCACCUUCAAAAACCAUUGAUCAGAAGAGGUGGAGUCCGACAAAGUCCUCAUGGCUGGAAAGUGCGCUGAAGAAAGGUGCAGAGAGCCCACAAUUCUCACCACCCCCAAUGAAACCAUUGGUAAAACCUUUUGAGAAGCCGCCAUUAAGGCCGUUUGAGAAAAAGCUUCCGGAAACUGCCAGCACACCUGUUCGCCCUCCUACAAAUCCUAAGCCUCCCAACCUCUCGCCAAAGCCUUUAGGAAACCCUCCUGACCUCACAUCACCGAAGGCUGAUGUACCUUCGGAUACCGGAGAUGUUACUUCAAUAAGGCCGUCUGUUGCAGAUAAACCUAUUGUUUGCCCCAAGCCGUCGUUGAAAUCGCCAAUCAAUAUUACCGCGCCUAUUCUUGAGAAGUCGCCUCUCAGACCUAGAGAACCUCUUAACUUACGUGCUGGACUGAAGCCCCGGCCUGUGGUUGGGGGGAAUGGCAAAGGUGAAGAGUUGCCUUUUUUGAAUGCGAUGUCAAGGUUACGUUCUGUAAAGACUCAGAAUUAUGCAGCACCUAACGAGCUGAAGGAGCGUAUUCUGGCAGGAAAAGCCAAUUUGCAAGCUACGGGUGGCCCUCAGAAAAACAAAGGACCAGACCCUGUGAAAGAAACACUCCUUUCAGUCAAAGGAUCUCUUAGACACUCCAGUAGCCCUAGUGUUGUACCUACAGUGCCUCCAGCUGAGACAAAACCUAAAACAUCAAAUCUUACCAAGCAGGUGCUUCCACUAGCGAAACCCGGGCCUGAACUGAAGGAGUCAGCCCUUGCCAACAGAUUUAACCCGAGCCUUGCCACUUUGUUACAGCGAGACCCUCUCGAAAUGUCUCUCGGUAGGAGCCUGGAAGCCGCUCAAAGUGAGGGUAGAAGUGAAGCUACAAGUAAUACUGAGAUUCAGGGGAGUGGGAAAGCCCUCACGCAUGUAGGUUAUUUCUGGGGUAGUUUUUUACACUAUUUUUGUGGAUAG
This is a messenger RNA of Tuber melanosporum (Perigord truffle), 2531 nucleotides long. RefSeq lists its product as uncharacterized. NCBI's taxonomy places the organism in Eukaryota, Fungi, Ascomycota, Pezizomycetes, Pezizales, Tuberaceae. The transcript is spliced from 3 exons. The record is from RefSeq and is a predicted model, not a curated record. The coding region runs from base 216 to 2531 and encodes 771 amino acids.